AUGUCACAUUCAGGUUCGUCAACAGCGCGUUCAUCUGGACGUCGCUCGGUGUCUUCGCUAUCCACUGCGUCUCGAUUCGAUGCGUUGUCGUUGGGUGUUAGUGGAGCUGAUAAUCGCCAACCUGUUGUCAUCGAAAUUGGCACUAAAUUAACCAAGUGA
Anisakis simplex (herring worm) is the source of this 159-nucleotide messenger RNA. The record is from the annotation of a GenBank genome assembly. Lineage: Eukaryota; Metazoa; Nematoda; Chromadorea; Rhabditida; Anisakidae.